AUGCUGGGCGAGCAUUGCCGCGUUCCGCCCAUGCUCUCCGCCUACGACUCCGACGCGCUCGACCUCUCGCAAUGCUCCGCACAGAGGGGAGAAAAAUCCGCCGUUUCCUUUUCCGCGAAUCGCCUUGCCCUGUCCGCGCUACAAGUGGGCUCGAAAACGGCCAACGGCGGCAGGCUGUGCGAGCACCUGGAGGAGAAGAAGCGCUUAGCAGCUCGGCAGCAGGCGUGGCUAUGGCCGUGGUCGUCCGGCGGGCGUGAGAACGAUCGAGGAAAACGUUCCGCAAGUGCUGGUGUUGCUUCUUCCGCCGGAACGGCGGCGUUGGCGGGAGGGCCGUCUUUCGCCUACGUGACGUUGAUCACGGGGAAGAAUCUCGUCGCAUCCGCGAUCGUUUUCGCGCAGGCGUUGCGUGCGACUCGCACGCCGCACCACAUCGUGCUGAUGAUUGCCGACGGAGGAGAAAUGUCUUCAGUGCCUCCUCAGCUACACGACUUUUUCGAUGCGGUUAUACGAGUGGAGUGGAUCCCGAACCCGUUCAAGGCGAUAUUUUUCACGAAGUUUCACGUUUGGCGAAUGGUGGAGUUCGCGAAAGUCGUGUACUUGGACGUGGAUACCCUGCCGCUCGCGAAUGUGGACCACUUGUUCGAGCGGCCCGAGAUCACCGGAGCGCCUGGGUUCUUCUUGGUCAACCAAUUCAACGCGGGUAUCAUGGUCGUCAAGCCGUCGCUGGCCACAUACGACGCGCUCCUGCGCAGCAUCGACGUGAUCGGCUCCGUGGAUCGCGGCGACCAGGGCUUCUUAAACGCCUUCUUCACGAACUACCCCAACCAGACCACGUCGCACCGCCUCGACUACCGUUAUAACGCCAUGCUGACGUACCCCGACCAGUACCCCCCUCCCCCAUGGUACGACCCGGAAAACGCACACGAGAUUCUUGGACCCGUCAUGAUUCUCCACUAUGGCGGCCCGUGGGGGAAGCCGGCAGGGUUCGGGAAGAUUAAACCCGUGUCGGGGCCGAAUGCGUGCACGCACCGCUGUUGGGAGAAGGGGCGGCAGCCGGUUACCAGGUGGUUGGCGAUGUGGUUCGAGUUGUCGCAGGCGUUGUUCGCGAAUUGCUGGCGUCCGCUGGAAAGGGCGAAAGUGGAGGCGUUGCUGGUUAACGGGUUGCCCAAUAAGGAGGACUACGAGUGGGUGCGCGUGGCGGGGCGCUCGAGGGGGCUGCUGGGGGAGGAGGCGCAGAUGCAGAACGCGCAAAGGGGACGGGUCGGGGGGAAAGCGGAGAGGGAAGCGAGGAGAGGGGAAGUGGGAGCGGUGGGUAAUUUGGCAGAGGGAGGGUGGGAGAAGGGGGUGGGGGAGGAGGAGGGGCAGCAGAUGGAGAAAAAGGCGGGGAAGGAGGGGGAGAAGGGGGAGAAGGUGCAAGCGGUUGUGGAAGUUCAGCGAGCGUCUAUGUGGAGACGACCUACCUUGGCAGCAGAAAUUGAUGUGGGGGUGGAGGAUGAUGAGGAGAUGGAUGCUGCUGCUACCGCUGAUGUUGCUGCUGUGGUUGCUGCGAGGAGCGCGAGGAAGAUGGUGUUUGCGACGGUGGUGGGUCCUGCGAGCGUGGAGCACGCAUACGUGUGGGCGAUGUCGUACGACAAGUACCACGAUCCUGCUCAGGUGGAGCAGCAGCUGCAGGGACAGCGCCGGCAGAACAGGAACAGAGGACGAGACAGCGGCAACAGCAGCAGUCUGGCGGAGGAGCAGACGGAAGAGUUACUCCUGCUUACGCGGCACGACACGCUUGUCCUCGCGCUCUCCUCUGUUCCCGAACCAGCACUUGCGAAUCUUCGCCGGUUGUUCACGCAUGUUCGCGUGGUGGAGCCGAUUUCGGUAUGGGAAGGCAGAGGGAGGAGGGAGCUUGCGGAGGAGUUUGUCGUUUUGCAUCUUUGGAACCAGACGGAUUUUCGGAGGGUUGUUUAUGUCGACCCGCUUUCGCUCUUCAAGGAUAACUGUAACCACAUGUUCGGCGAGUUUCGCCCAUUCGCUGCCCCGCCGCUUCGCUUCCCGCCAGACAUGUUCUCUACCAGAGUGAUGCUGAUUCAACCGCACUCCGCAACUUUCCGCCACAUGGUUUCGGCGAUUGAGUUGGCCCCCUUGCGCCCGCAGCAGACGGUGUAUCUGGACCUGUUUCUAAACGCGUAUUAUGGGACCUGGUACAGGGAGAACACUCUGCACCGCAUGCCUUAUGAAUACGGGCUAAAUUUGUGGUUACGGCAGAGGUUGCAUCAGUACUACCCGCACCCUCGGAUUGUGAACUUUGAUGGGCGGUCCCCGUUGGAGACGGAGGAAUUAGACAGCUGGAAGGACUUUGACAAACGGAGGGGGAACAUGGGGCAGGAGUGGCUGGAUCUGCGCAAAGCUGCGCUUACUCAGCUGGAGAAAUUACUGUAG
Messenger RNA from Closterium sp. NIES-65, 2427 nucleotides. Lineage: Eukaryota; Viridiplantae; Streptophyta; Zygnematophyceae; Desmidiales; Closteriaceae. The record is from the annotation of a GenBank genome assembly.